Messenger RNA from Capsaspora owczarzaki ATCC 30864, 1458 nucleotides. RefSeq names its product translation elongation factor EF-Tu Tuf1. Gene Ontology annotation, cellular component: mitochondrion. Gene Ontology annotation, biological process: mitochondrial translational elongation. The record is from RefSeq and is a predicted model, not a curated record. The transcript has 4 exons. NCBI's taxonomy places the organism in Eukaryota, Filasterea, Ministeriida, Capsasporidae. Bases 11 to 1345 code for a protein of 444 amino acids. Gene Ontology annotation, molecular function: GTPase activity; translation elongation factor activity; GTP binding.
UUUCAUAAUCAUGCUCGGUCGUGCUGUUGGCGUCGUCCUGCGUGGAGUGGCUUCGUCCAUUGCCUCUGCUUCUUCUUCUUCUUCUUUGCCCUCUGUCUCUUGCGCUAUCCGCAAGUCCGCGAUGCCGUCCUCCGUUGCUCGCACCCAAGUUCGUGGCAUGGCUGAGGUCUUUAGCCGUGCAAAGCCCCACUGCAACAUUGGCACCAUUGGCCACGUCGAUCACGGCAAGACUUCCCUCACUGCCGCCAUCACCAAGGUCCUCGCCGAAACGGGCCAGGCCAAGUACAAGGCGUACGGCGAUAUUGACAACGCGCCCGAAGAGAAGGCUCGCGGCAUCACCAUCGCCACCGCCCACGUCGAGUACGAGACGGCCAAGCGCCACUACGGCCACGUUGACUGCCCCGGUCACGCCGAUUACAUCAAGAACAUGAUCACUGGUGCUGCCCAGAUGGACGGCGCCAUCCUCGUCGUUGCCGGCACGGACGGCCAGAUGCCCCAGACCCGCGAGCACCUUCUGCUCGCCAAGCAGGUCGGCGUCAAGGCCCUGGUUGUUUACAUUAACAAGGCCGACGCUGUCGCCGAAAAGGACCAGCUCGAGCUUGUCGAGAUGGAGAUGCGUGAGAUUCUGAACGAGUACAAGUUUGAUGGUGACAACACCCCGAUCAUCAUUGGCUCGGCCCUGUGCGCCCUGGAAGACCGUGAGCCCGAGCUCGGCCGCCAGUCCAUCCUCAAGCUUCUUGAUGCCGUCGAUAACUUUAUUCCCCAGCCCUCCCGUGACCUUGACAAGCCCUUCCUCAUGUCCAUCGAAGACGUCUUCUCCAUUGGUGGCCGCGGCACCGUCGCCACUGGCCGUGUCGAGCGUGGCAUUGUCAACAAGGGCGAUGAAGUUGAGAUUGUUGGCUUUGGCACCACCCCGAUCAAGACGACCGUGACCGGCCUCGAAAUGUUCCACAAGCAGCUCGAGCGCGGCGAGGCGGGCGACAACCUCGGCGCUCUCCUCCGUGGCGUCAAGCGCGAGGACCUCCGUCGUGGCCACAUGAUCUGCGCCCCUGGCACCCUCAAGGCCUACUCCAAGGUCGAGGCUGAGCUGUACAUUCUGACUGCCAAGGAGGGUGGCCGCCACACCCACGUUGCCAACGGCUACCGCCCCCAGAUGUUCUUCCGCACCUGCGACGUCACCUGCGUCGUCACCCUCAAGAACGGCGACAUGGCCAUGCCCGGCGACAACGCCACCAUCCUUCUGGACAUUGUCUCGCCCGUUGCCAUCGAGCAAGGUCUCCGCUUCACCCUCCGCGAGGGCCACAAGACCAUCGGCACCGGUGUCGUCUCCAAGAUCAUCUCCUAAGCAUGUUGCUUUCUGCUUUGUCUCUGUUUCCCCCGUGUGCUAGAGACAACGUGAAUGCUUUUCUUUUUUGAGUUCCUCAGCCAAAAAGGAAAUAAAUAAUCUCGAGUCACCGA